AUGUCCAAUAUCAACCAGCUCCACAAGAAUGGAGCUGUCCUAAUCCUGGAAUCGCUCGCAGCGGGCACAUUCAUUUACGUCACCUUUCUUGAGGUAUUGGCUCAAGAGAAAGACAAUGGACAAAAUAGUCUCAAGCAGCUACUAGCAAUUUUUAUCGGAUUUGCAGUAGUUGCCGGUAUACAAAUAGCUUUUGGGUAAGU
Messenger RNA from Strongylus vulgaris, 200 nucleotides. Lineage: Eukaryota; Metazoa; Nematoda; Chromadorea; Rhabditida; Strongylidae. The record is from the annotation of a GenBank genome assembly.